AAGAGGCCAGGUAGACUUCAGGAGAACAGCUCGAGAGAUCUGCAGGACACUUCUUUCAGUGGCCACAAGUAGCUGCUGUCUGAUGAAGCUGUGGCCAUGGCUGCUUUUGGCCCUGUGUGAGGGCGCAGUGCGGAAGCCGCGGAAGCUGAACGUACCCAACAUCUCCUUCAUCCAAGCUCCAAUCCCGAUGGCUUGCUUCAGUGUUUGCCCCCAGUUGAUGAACAUGGGAGUGCCUGCUUCCCUGGCUAAUGCUGACACAUGAACUUGCAGUUGCUUCGCACUGACAUCUCAAGUCUCCCACAGAUCGGAGACACGGUCAGCUCCUAUGUCUCCAACGUGACCACCUCGAUGUGCACUUACAGGGACGUCAAGGAUUGUAUCAUGAUGAACCCGUUGGAGUGUGGUGGCGAUGCGCAGACUCGCCGGCUAGAGAUACCGUCCACAUCUGUGCGACAGAAGAAGUUGCCGGUUUGGAAGCUCUUCCAGGAGGGCGGCCGUCCCUGGAAGGGCGUCAUGAAAGAGCGCGUCAAGAAGGCCAAAGCUGCCAAGCGUCAGCUGGGGGGCAACUAUGGCGACUAUGGCGACUAUGGCUAUGGUGAUGAGAACGGCACGACGACCUUGUACACCGCCACGACCUCCUUCGCUGGUGACGGGUGCGACGAGAUGACCUUGGAGCGAACUUGCAAUGCCAGCUACAACGCCAUGAUGGACUACUACAACGGCCUACAGGUGUCCCGCAUCUUUGAUUUGACUGCGGAACAGCUUCCAUCCUUGUGUGGUAUGCUGACCGAAUUGGACACCUGUGUGCAUAGCAUUCCGGGCUGCUGCUACGUCAUGGACGCUCCUCCAGAUGAUUACCGGGGCGGCCACUACAAUGCGUUGGACCUACCGGGCCUGAAGUUGUACUGCAACGUGUGGUCCAAUGACCCCAAGGUGGAGUACAUGUGCCAGGGGCCGCCCGGCACGCCUGUCUGCGACCUGGACACAUACAAGCCGGAUUGUUUUGCGCAAGUGAUGACCUAUUCACAGAUGAUUCAGGAUUACGGCGGUUGGGACUCCAGCAACAACGCUCCCUUUUUCACACAGGAACAGGGACGCGAGAUCUGUUUGUCCGGUUUGGAGAUCGACAAAUGCCUGACCGCAAGUCACUGCGGUUGUUCCUCUGCCCAGUGGGUGGUCCCUGCUUCGAUUCAUUUCAUUGUGCAAUACUGCCCUGAAACCUUUGGAACUAUGUGGGAAUACUGUAAUGACGGUGAUGGCAGCAGUGGCGGUGAUGGCGGCAGCGGCGGUUAUGGCGGCAGUGGCGGUUAUGGCGGCAGUGGCGGUUAUGGCGGCAGUGGCGGUUAUGGCGGCAGUGGCGGUUAUGGCGGUGAUGGCGGAGACAUGUAUGGCGACUGUCAAGUGGGCAUGCUAAUGAUGUGCAAUGACACUGUAGGAGCACAGAUGAUGAACAGCUUGUACCAGACAGACAACAUGACCGCACUCUGUGAGGGAUACCAGACGGUCACCAAGACGUGUCUGAUUGACACCAUGUGCUGUGGUGCCUUCGGGUGGGAACGAGGUUCCGACUCGGAGUUCGAGUUCUUUGAAAUGCAGACCAUGUGCAGAGACUAUGGAUUCGAGCUGGCCCCCUGCAUCCGAGAUGAAUCCACCACCUACUCAACCAGCCUGCCACCUGGGGAGGUCUAUCGUCCAGAGGAAUAUGUCUCCAUCGAGUGCGAGCGCUGUCGAGUCUCUUCUUGGACCUCGACGCAUCGGUGCUUCUCCUUCCGUGAGUCCCUCCAGUCCUGUUCGCAUGAAGCGAAGAAGACCUUGGCCUUUGGCUUCACCCUGGAAGACAUGGACCCCAACUGCAUGGACGGCACAGGUCACACCACAGGCUGCACCAUCUACACCGAUGAGUCCGUCAUCUUCAAACAGGGUGAGUGUGAUCGUUUCGCCCUAGCGAAGGAAAGCUGCACGGACUACACGGAAUCAGGCGCUUUCUACAUGAAGUACAGUUUCAUCCCCUUCAUCCUGCCGAGCAUCGGGGGCACCAUCCCGACCGAGAUUCUCACCGAGUGGGGUCAGUGGACGGAGAUCUAUCAGCCUCUGACUCCUUAUUGGAUGGCCAGCUCCGUGGACUGCGCCUGCGCUUGCCCUGGUGCUGUGAAGACUAUCGUGGAUUACAUGGUGCGACCCGGCAUCUUGAUGGUGAUGAAUGCAGAUCCAAUGCACCCAGCCUUGCAGGAGGAGAUGACCUUCCAGGUCAUGUCUGCUGCUUGCCCACUCAUCCAUGCAGAAAGUUGCUUCGCCCAGAACGCCGCGAAUUGUUCGCACAUCACCACCUGGUUGGAGGGUGUGAAGCAGCUCUCCAUCAUGACGGACUUCGCCUCUGUCACCGAAGCCGACUGCACGGCCGGCGGCCAUCCCACGGAUGGGACCAAAUAUAACCUCACCUGCGCAGAGGGAACCAAACGCUGUCGCACAGCGUACAUGCCCUUCUGUGAAAGCGACACCAUGAAAUGCAACCAAGGAAGCUGCGAGUCCAUGCAGACCGAGUGUCUCACGGUGGACACCGACCUCUUCAGCCAGCCCACCGUCGGCUCAGCUGACCGCACUUGCGAGCCUGAAGAGCAGGGCUGUCCCUGCAAAGGGGACGAGGUGAAGUGCACGGGCUCCGGCGUCGCCUACUGUGCCAAGGCAGAUUCAGGUGGGAUGCCACCAUGCGAUGCACCCUGCAUUUACGACCACGCCUGGAAACCGUGCUUGCCCAGCCAGUAUCACGACGCAGCAAUGAAUGGCACCUUGGACUUCAGCGAUGUGACCCUGUGCACCGAUCUUCUGGGCUUUACCAAGUGCGUUGCAGAGUACAAGUGCUGUGGUGUUCUGUAUGGCCAGCGCCCCAGUGCCGUGUGUAGUCAGAUGACUGAGCACAUGGGGCGGUCUUUGACAUCUGAAUGGCCCAGAAGCAGCCGUGUUCCACUUUGGGAUGGUGUUUUGGGCUCCCAGAGUCAAGCCUGUCGAUAUGAAAGGCGAACAAGGUCGCCCCAGGCUGGCACAGUGCGCAGAGACCUUGGGAAUGGUCCCUUCGGCCUGGGUAACGCACGCGUGCGAAUAGCGGGAGACCCGGCCUUGGCCGAGAAGAGCGGCAUGGAUCUGUUGGGGAGAUGGACCCGUGCGGAGGAUAGAACAGUGACACAUCCCACGGAAUUGGUGACACAUCGCAGGUGGCCCUACGUGGCCUUGGCCUUCGGUUUGGAAUCGCCACGUGGCACCACAGCUUCGCCAGGAAUUGAGUGGUUUGCACAUGAAUUUCAGCUGACAGACCUGCUGGGGUUUCACAAGCACAUGGCUGGUGCUGGCUUUCAGAAGGAGUCUUGCCGCACCAACGUCUACGACUCCAAUGGUGAAUGGAACGAAGCAGCCACCAUGGCAGCGAAAGAGUUCUGCGUCCCAGAGUACGAAGGAUGCCCUUGCAACUCCGAAUUUGAGGAAAUGUGUGACAGCCAAGGAUUCAAGUUCUGCGAGAGCAAGAAGCUGGGUUGUCCCAGCCUCUUCAACGUGGAAUGCGAUGAAACCGUCGAGUUGCUUUGCAAGGAUGAGUUCUCGGCCUACUGUUGGGACAAAGAGUGGGGCAACUGCCCUCUCUUCUGCAACAGCACCCAGAUCUACUGCUACAGCCAGGCCUAUGAUGCAACGACUGGCGAACCGGACUGGAACCAGCAGGGCAAUGAGUUCUGCGCGCCUGCUGCCACCGGCUGCCCCUGCGAUGCCACGUACGAGAACAAAUGCACUGACGAGUUUGGCAGCAGCUGGUGUCAGGCCAAGGUGGUGAACUGCCCACUGACCUGCACGGAGGAGGAGCAGGCCUGCUACCGGCCGGCCUACGGCUCGGAUGGUUAUGAAGAUUGGUCUCAGCCCUACGUCGAGACCUGUGCAAGCAUCGAUGCGCAUUGCCCGUGCGAUCCGGUGCACGAAGAGCUUUGCCACGACUUGUACGGCAGCUGGUGUCAAGCAAAAGUUUAUGGAAGCUGCCCCUUGCACUGCUCUGCGACACAGAUGAUGUGCUGGAUCACUCCAUACACUGACAUGGGUGAGAUCGACUACCAAGCCGAUUGGAGCGCCUGGCAAGAGACCUGCGCUGAAGUCGCCGAUGGCUGCCCCUGCAACUCACAGUGGGAACGAAGCUGUACCAGCGGAACCUACAAGUACUGCGUCCCAAUCUCCGAGAGUUGCCCAGUGGAUUGCGGCGACAAGGGUUAUUGCUGGCAUUGGUCUGGCAACGAAACCUGCGAGACGGACACGGGAUGUGUGUGCGAGUCCAACGAGCUCUCGUGCCCGAAUCCGGACACCGGCCUCUCGGAGUGUUUGCCCAAGGACUUCUAUACAGAGUGCCCAUUGAUGUGCAGCGAGACGCAAGGCAUUUGUAGCACCAUCAGCUUCGACACCAGUGGAUUCCCGAUCUAUGCCGACUACUGCCACACCGGAGAAUGCCCAGUGCAGUGUGAUUCAGCGACUGGAAAGAGGUGUGGUAUCUCCGAGACGGAGAGCGACUGCGUCUUCAAGGACUUCUCCUGCCCAGUGGUGUGCACCGAUGCGCAGCAGUACUGCUGGGUGGAGAACUACGACAGCUCGGGCAUGUGGACGGGCUCCUCUGAGCAGUGCGUGAACGCUGGUGAGACGUGCCCGUGCGGCACAGGCGCCAAGAAGUGCAGCUUUGGUGAGGACGGUUGGUGCCAACCAUCCAGCGAACCCUGCCCGGUCUACUGCGAUCCGGUGAACGAGAAGACCUGCUGGCCGAUGGCCUUCACAGUCAGUGGUGAGCCAGACUAUGGGGCCACCAUCCAGGAGGUGUGCGUGAACGCCAGCAAGCCUUGCCCUUGUGGCGCCAAUGCCAAGAUGUGCCGAUGGGUGGAUGAAUAUGGGCAGUCAGAGGAGUUCUGCGAGCCGUUGACCAUGACCUGCCCCUUAACCUGCAAGGCCGACGAGCGGAUUUGCUACCUGCAGGACUACGACCCUGCUGGCGUGCCUUUGAAGGAACGACAGGCAUGCGAGAAGCGGUCCACUCCCUGCAAAUGUGGCCUCCGUGCUCAACGCUGCCAUGAUCCUCAGACGGAUGAGUACUUCUGCUAUCCGCUCCGAGAUAUGUUCACCAACACUUCCAUGCAGUGCCCGGUAUUCUGCAAAGCGGAUGAAGAGUAUUGCUAUGUGGACAGUUACAGCGCCAGUGGGCGAUGGCUCAGCGUCACGGAGAGCUGUGUGAAGAAAGGACAGCCAUGCGAUUGCUCUCAGGGGCAGAACGCCAGAUCCUGCAACUUCACCGAUGGCUUUGGGAACUACUGGCAGGAAUGCAUUGCACUGAAGGGAGGCUGGUGCCCACCCACCUGCGCCAGCGGACAAAUCACAUGUCCCGAGGUGGAGAAUUUCAUGCCCAACGGCACCUCCACAGGCUGGUCGGCUCCGCCCAAGUCCUGCGCCGCCAACUACGAUGCCUGCGGCUGCGGCCGAGAGGCAAAGAACUGUGGCGGCUGGGUCGGCUGCGUCUUCAAGGAUGAGCUUUGCCCAGUGACCUGCAGCGACACCCAACACAAGUGUUGGCUGAAUGACUUUGACACCAACGGCGAAUGGAUCAGUUAUCGCGAGGUUUGUAUCCCACAGGACCAGACUUGCCCUUGCGGCACGAACACCCUGCGCUGCCCUGGUGAAGAUAUUUGCUUGCCUGCGUCGCAAGCGUCGGUGGUUUGCCCAUGCAAAGAGUCGCAGAAGCAAUGCGACGUCAUGGACUACACCAGCACAGGCACCUUGAGUGGCAUGAACACCGUUUGUGUAGCCAUGAACACCAAGUGCCCCUGCGGAAAGAACACGCUCACGUGCUCCGAUCCCAAUGAUGCAGAAGACAACCUUUGCGAACCCAAAUAUGCUGGCAGCGUACUGAACAAAUGCCCCAAGCCAUGCACCCCAGACGAUGAAGCGCAAGGCAACAAGACCUGCGUUCAGACUCAUCUCUCGAGCACUGGCGAUUUCCUCUCAGAGACGAUCAGCUGCACCAAGGAAUGCCCGCCAGGCAGGAACAUGAAGAAGUGUGCCUCCGGUGCAGUGGUGCCGGCGUGGAAACAAUGCCAGGACUUCUACAAGCAGAGUGGCAACGCCACGGAAGUGGUGUCCGCCGGUGAGAAGCAGACAUCCAAAGUGAUUCUGACUCUUGACUCGGUGUCCUCAACGGCACUGAGCAACUCCGAGAAUGUGCGUGUGAUGGUGAACGCCGAACUCUACCUGCCUCAGUCGAUCUCCUCUUCCAUCACGGUGAAACAGUCGGGCACUGCCCGACGCCUCACCCAGCACAUGGGACGCAUGGGUCGCUACCUGGCCGCGGCACGGCGAAUGAACACCGGAGGAGCCGUGGAGUUGGGCUUUGAAACCAACGGAGCCUCAUCGGUGGGGUCCGACCAAGUGGCGCAGCAAGCGAAGAAGAUGGUCACCCGCCAGAGCCCGGGCAUGAAAUCCGCCUUGGACAACUUGGGCAGCGUGAACGUCAAGGCCGGCGUGGCCACGGCGACGACCACCAGCAAGGUCAAAACGCGAUCGCAAGCGGUGCAGGAGAAGAACCUGGCCAUCUUGGGCGUCACCACGACCACCACGACAACGACCACUACGACGACCACCACGACCACGACGACGACGACGAUGGCGAACACCACACAGGCUCCCGGAACUACGCUGAAAGACGGCAUGAGCAGUGCGGGUGGCAUGAGGCUUUCUGCCUGGAUCUUCACUGCCACUUUGCUGGUCCUGCACCCGGUCAUGUUCUGA
Molecule: messenger RNA, 6792 nt
Organism: Durusdinium trenchii
Lineage: Eukaryota; Dinophyceae; Suessiales; Symbiodiniaceae
Source: the annotation of a GenBank genome assembly